Molecule: messenger RNA, 5663 nt
Organism: Mugil cephalus (flathead mullet)
Lineage: Eukaryota; Metazoa; Chordata; Actinopteri; Mugiliformes; Mugilidae
Product: AP-2 complex subunit alpha-2
Exons: 22
Coding region: 248-3028 (926 amino acids)
Biological process (GO): clathrin-dependent endocytosis; intracellular protein transport
Cellular component (GO): AP-2 adaptor complex; membrane coat
Molecular function (GO): clathrin-cargo adaptor activity
Source: RefSeq, a predicted model, not a curated record
AGAGCGGAGCUGGUUGAAAAGUUCGCAUGGAACGGAGCCCUCAGCUGUCGGUGUAGGGUGUAUCCCGCGUGUGUUGAACGCAGCCGCAGCUUGACUGUUUUCUCUCUCCGUCAUAUGUCGGGGUUCCCUGUACUGGCCCCCGUCUGCUAGCUGUUUAGCGAAACAACUUUGAAACAAAGUUAUUUAAUGUAAUCGGGUUAUUUGAACUACGCAAUCAAUAACAUCACAUUAACGGGAAGUAAACAAAAUGCCUGCAGUCUCCAAAGGAGAUGGGAUGCGUGGCCUGGCUGUGUUCAUCUCUGAUAUCAGGAACUGUAAAAGUAAAGAGGCAGAGGUUAAGAGGAUAAACAAAGAAUUGGCCAAUAUCCGCUCUAAAUUUAAAGGAGACAAGGCUUUAGAUGGCUACAGUAAAAAAAAGUAUGUCUGCAAGCUGCUCUUCAUCUUUCUUCUGGGCCAUGACAUUGACUUUGGACACAUGGAGGCUGUCAACCUUCUCAGCUCCAACAAGUACACCGAGAAACAAAUUGGUUACCUGUUCAUCUCAGUGCUGGUGAACUCUAACAGUGAUCUGAUCCGUCUGAUCAACAAUGGCAUUAAGAAUGACCUCGCCAGUCGCAAUCCCAGCUUCAUGAACCUGGCUCUGCACUGCAUCGCAAACGUGGGCAGCCGAGAAAUGGCUGAAGCUUUUGCCUCGGAAAUUCCCAACAUCUUGGUGGCGGGGGACACCAUGGAUAGCGUGAAGCAGAGUGCAGCACUGUGUCUGUUGAGACUUAACAGGACAUCUCCUGACCUGGUGCCCAUGGGUGAAUGGACGGCACGAGUGGUGCAUUUGCUUAAUGAUCAGCACCUGGGGGUAGUAACAUCAGCUGCCAGCCUUAUAACCACCCUGGCCCAGAAGAAUCCUGACAACUUUAAAACAUCCAUUGUACUGGCAGUGGCCCGACUCAGCAGAAUUGUGACGUCUGCAUCCAUUGACCUACAAGACUACACUUACUACUUUGUGGCUGCACCAUGGUUGUCUGUCAAAUUGCUGCGUCUGCUGCAAUGCUACCCUCCUCCUGAGGAUGCAGCGCUGCGAAGUCGUCUGAUGGAGUGUCUAGAGACCAUCCUCAAUAAAGCCCAGGAGCCACCCAAAUCCAAGAAGAUCCAGCACUCCAACGCAAGGAAUGCUGUUCUGUUUGAAGCCAUCUCCCUUAUCAUCCACCAUGACAGUGAACCCACCCUGAUGGUACGAGCAUGCAAUCAGCUAGGGCAGUUUCUGCAGCACAGGGAAACCAAUCUCCGCUAUUUGGCUUUGGAGAGUAUGUGCACACUUGCCAGCUCUGAGUUUUCACAUGAGGCUGUAAAGACACACAUCAAUACUGUGAUCAACUCUCUAAAGACAGAAAGAGAUGUGAGUGUUCGCCAGCGGGCUGUGGAUCUACUCUAUGCCAUGUGUGACCGCAGCAAUGCCAAACAGAUUGUUGCAGAGAUGCUGAGCUACCUGGAGACUGCCGACUACUCAAUCAGAGAGGAGAUAGUGCUCAAGGUGGCUAUCCUGGCUGAAAAAUAUGCAGUAGACUACACCUGGUAUGUAGAUACCAUUCUCAAUCUCAUCCGUAUCGCCGGUGACUAUGUCAGUGAGGAGGUGUGGUAUCGAGUCAUCCAGAUUGUCAUAAACCGUGACGAUGUCCAAGGCUAUGCUGCAAAGACUGUCUUUGAGGCACUACAAGCUCCUGCCUGCCAUGAGAACCUGGUUAAGGUCGGGGGUUAUAUCUUGGGAGAAUUUGGUAACCUAAUUGCUGGUGACCCGCGCUCCAGCCCCCUGGUCCAGUUCAAUCUUCUCCACUCCAAGUUCCACCUGUGCUCUGUUCCAACUCGGGCACUGUUGCUGUCGGCUUACAUCAAGUUCAUUAACUUGUUUCCAGAAGUGAAGUCCACUAUCCAAGAUGUCCUGCGCUCAGAUAGCCAGCUUCGCAAUGCUGACGUGGAGCUCCAGCAGAGAGCUGUGGAGUACCUGAGGCUCAGCUGCAUCGCUAGCACUGACAUAUUGGCCACAGUGUUAGAAGAAAUGCCACCAUUCCCCGAGAGAGAGUCUUCAAUCCUGGCCAAGCUGAAGAAGAAGAAGGGCUCAGGCAAACUGCCAGACGUAGACGAAUCCCGACGAAAUGUCAACGGCAGCGCUGAACACAGUGAGAACACAGAAGCCACAAACAAGGAUUCCACCCACUCCUUUACAGACAUGCUCAAUCUAAACUCACCCCCCUCAGCAGGAGCCGGUCUGCUAGUUGAUGUCUUUUCUGACAGUUCUGUCCCUGCAUCCAUAGAUGUGUCAGAAGAACAAUUUCCCAGGUUUGUUUGUAAGAAUAAUGGAGUUAUAUUUGAGAACCAGCUGUUACAGAUUGGACUGAAGUCUGAGUACCGGCAGAACCUGGGUCGCAUGUAUGUGUUCUAUGGCAACAAGACAACUACCCAGUUCCUCAGCUUCUCCUCGUCAGUGACUUGUCCUGAGGUACUCAAAACCCAGCUGAAUGUCCAUGCUAAGGCAGUAGACCCCGUAAUAGAAGGCGGGGCUCAAGUCCAACAGAUCCUCAACAUUGAAUGUGUGUCAGAUUUCACUGAUGCACCGGUCCUCAACGUUCAGCUCAGAUACGGCGGAGCUUUUCAGAAAAUUGCAGUGAAACUCCCUGUGAUGCUGAACAAGUUUUUUCAGCCCACGGAGAUGACAUCCCAAGACUUCUUCCAACGCUGGAAGCAGCUUGGAGCCCCUCAGCAAGAAGUUCAGAACAUCUUCAAAGCCAAACACCCAAUGGACACAGAUGUCACCAAGGCCAAGAUCACAGGCUUUGGUGUAGCUUUGUUGGAGGGAGUUGAUCCCAAUCCAGCAAACUUUGUUGGAGCUGGAGUCAUCCACACGAAGAACACUCAGGUGGGCUGCCUCCUCAGACUCGAGCCCAAUAUACAAGCACAGAUGUACCGUCUCACUCUCCGGACCAGCCGAGGCUCUGUGUCUCAGAGACUGUGUGAGUUGCUCUCUGAACAGUUUUAGACCCAACACAGCACCAACCUUCAUACAACUCUCACUUUAGAUUGGCAUUGUUAUAUUGUACAGUGUACAUUGUUUUGUUUUUUAUUUGACAUGCUUUACAUGGAAAUUAAUUGCACAUAAGUUUACUAUUAUGUUACUGCUUUAAAGCUGCUUUGUACUCAUCGUGUGUACUUAUAGUGUGGGCACCGAGCCGACAUAUUGUGGACACUGCAAGAAGCUCUGAUUGCUCCUCUGAAGUGUUGUGAAGCUUCUCUGUUUUGAACACUCUAGGAACUAUGCAUUUUGCUUCGUGGUUACUACUUCUUCAAACGUUUUGAAGCAUUAAUAAGACUGAGUUAACUCUUAUGUGAUUGUAGUCUUACCAAUGGUCUCGGCAGACAGGUCAGUUGUUCUGAUAGUAUUUAUAAGAGACUUUUGUUUUCAUUGAGCGUCGAACAACUGUUGCAUAGAACCACUCUGCACUUCUAAAAAGUUACUUCACAAUAGCGGAUAGAUGUUGACGAGAGAAUUCUUAUAUUCAUGUCACAAUGCUUACUCAUUUCACCAGUUUUACUCAUAUAUUAUCUCAGGAGGAAAAGCUUAGCAUUUAUGCAUUUUAGCAAACCAUGGACUUUAGAUGUUACAUCUAUGUGCAAUGUUUUUUUUUUUUUGUUAUUUGCAUGGAUUCUACAGAUAUUUGGAUAAAAUGGCAUAAAGAAGAUAUAGAACACUAAGUAGGAAUUCCUUAUUGUGAUGGAACUUGCUUUCUGUUUUUAUUUCUAGAAUGUCUUCUUAACUCCACACAGCUGUGCCUGGACAUUUUUUGUUACUAUGUCGGGAUCAGAAAUGAUCUUCCACUAGAACAUGCAGCUGUUCUAAAGCGCUGCCACACAUGGUACUAUCACCUAAAUACAUUUAUUUUCAAAGCAUUGCCAAACUAGCAAAAUACUAUAUUUCAGUGAUGUAUGGUAUAUUUCUUGUUCUUAUGGUAUGUACCUCUGUUGUAAUCCAUCAUGCUACAUUUGAUGCCUAGUGUAAAGCCUGGCUUUGUCCCUCAUCCACCUCUAGUUGGUUAGUAACUUUCACAGCUGGGAGAUGUCUGUAAUAAUUGUUGUUGUUAAACCCAAGAGGUCCCAACUGGGCAGGAUGGUUCCAGAAGGCAAAGCCAGCCAAUGUCAUUGUGUGCCAUUUUAUUUAGCUGCUCAUUUGAAAUGUGAAUGUCCCAGGUGGGAUUUACAAUGGUGUGUAUUUAUGUGUAUCAAGAGUGAAGUUUCAUAUUUGCUACCAAUGAAUAGAACAAAGGAUGACUUUAAAAGACUGCUUGACAGUAUGUUUAACGUGUCAAUCAGGGCUUAACAUGUAGGGUUAAAUAUGACUGUUCUCAUGUCGCAGCAAAAUGCUCAGGUAACCCCGGAGUAGGCUACCUGCUCAGCACCAAAUCAGAGUCAGCUUUAUUGGCAUGUGUGUGCACAUACAAGGAGGACAGAGAAGACAUAGUUGGAUUAAUUCAGGCUCAGGAACAACAGUUCACAAUAGUGUUUUGAUACCUUAGAAUGAGCCCUUUCUGGCUGAAAACAUUUCAUAGAUAAGAGAAGACCGUGUGUCUAUAGUAACUCAUCUGUAACUCAACAGACAAAUCAAACAGUGGCUCUACAGAGCACCUUUUUACAUUGUUACGUUGAACUGACGGCCACUGUAGUUUCUCUGACAGGCCUGGAAGUUUAGAGUCUCUCUUUCCUCUAGUACGAUUGUUCCCUUUUUUGUAGUCUUUUUACAUUAAGGGAUCUGUGAAGAAGAAAAUCACGUCAAGUCAUCCUUUAUCACUCUGUUAGACUGGAAUUUUGUCAAACUGCUCAUUCAUUCUUGACUUAAAGGCAAUAAUGUAGUAAAAGAUUAAAGCAUUAAAUAACACGCUGCAUUGCUGUGUUGUAAUAAUAAUGUGUAUUCACAUUUUAUACUGGUUACUAAACCUAGAGUGAGGUGGCUGGUGCCAUGACAUGCAGUAGUUUGUCAUGCUCUUCCAGCUGCCUAAUGCUGGUUACCACAGUGAUGGAGCUUUGGCUGAAGGCUGUGCCAGAACCAAGGUGCAAAGUAAUCAAACGCUCUGAACCGACUCUGAUGGUCACAAGACAUUAAUGAUUGAAUGAAUGAUGAUGAUGUCUAAUGAUUAGACAGUGCACAAAUGUAAUAGACAGGAAGUGGAUGCCAUUUCAUAACACUAGCACAGAUUGUAAUGAAUCAUCUUCUGCGUUAGAGCUUUGAAUAGAGGGUUUAAAUGGGACUGUUAAAAGACAACGUGCCUCAUAUAGCCUUGUAGACUCAAAAUAACUCCAACAAAAAGCCACAGGGACACUUAUUUUCAUGGGCUCACUGUGUUCUAAUGUUAAGUAGUGUUUAGGUGGAACUUGAGGUACGAGGUAAUGCUGAACAAUUGUACCGUGUACUGUAGCUAUUCGGGCCUCAGCCCUCACAUUUAGACCAUGUCACAGUGCUGUGACUCUUUGUGCCUUGUAACAAUUGCUGUGUCUCCUUUUUGUGUACCAAAGGAUUAUGCUGCAAAGGAAAAAAAAAAGAGACUGGAUAUGGUGUUGCUUUCUAAAUGGGAUGUAAAUAGCAACUGAAUAUUGCGUUUACCAAUAAAUCUUUUGCAAACAGA